UUUAUAGAAUUCUAGUUAAAAUUAGGUUUUUAGGGGUAAUUUUUAGCAUUUGUAAAUAAUUAGGAUAUUAAUAUUUUUUUAGAGAAAAUCUUCUAAUGAAAAUCUUUUUUCUUUACUUUUUCUUUUAAUUUUUGAAUUGCAGAAAUAUUUCUUUUAUUUUUUUUGGGCAUUAAUUCAUUUUCUUCUUAUUGCAGAAAGGUCCUAAAAAUUGGGUUACAGAUGCAAAGCAAUUGGGCCGUUGGUGCAAUGUACAAUGAAAGGCAUUUGGGUUGGAUUGGGUGCUCAAAUUGCUGGAAACUACUGCUGGAACGCUGCUAUUGCAAGCAUUGGAAUGGACUGGCUGCACAUUUUAAUUGGAGUGCUGAUUUCACAAUGGAUUGGCUGCUGAUUGGAAGCCCACUUAAUCAAAACGCUACAGCUAAACUUGAGUGAAACGACUGCGUUUUGGGAGGACUGUUGUUGUAAACGCUGGUGGGCGGAAAUCCAAUUAGUGAUGUGGUGCGUUUUGGUGCACUGUUGCCUUAGGGGUUCUUUGCUGGAGCACUUCAUUUGGAGAAAGGGAAAGCAAAACCCAAAGCUAGGGCAGAGUGAGAGCUGAAGAAGAGGAACACAUCACUUACCUGAGGUUCGUGCCACUCCACCGAAGUUGCACACGUGUUGAAGAAGAUGACCAGUGUGAAAGAAGAGCUGACCGGAGCUGCCACGUGGGAGCUCGAAGCGUCACAGCAAGGUUCUGCAUCUCCCAUUUUUUUCUUUUUCCCCUUUCCUUUUCCCUCUUUCGUUUUCUUUCUGACCCUAUAAAAAGGGCUUUCACCUUGUAAAUAUAUACUUUUGCACACUUUGAGAUACAUUUUCUGUUCAUAGUUCUAAGCUCUGUAGAUUAGGGCUAUUUUCCACUUUCUAUAGAAUAGGAUUCCGUUCUCUUUGCUUUUAGAGCGCACAUCACGGUGGUGACAGCCGCGGUGACUCUGAUUGAGCAUGUAUUCGGUACAAUUUUUGUAAUUUUUCUUUUCUCGUUAAUAAUACAGUUUGUUCUUGAUGUUUCACAUGUUUAGUGUUUUGAUAUUCUGUUAUGUUUCGUGCUUGUGUGUUUCUUGUGUUGUUUCAAUGAAUAAACGAAUUGGACUGUGAUUCUUUGCAUUCUAUAUUUCCUUUUGGAAUCAAAUGACUCUAUUUUGAGCAUUCACUUUCGAGAUGUCUUCUCGAGCCAAAGAUGAGUCCAGUAAAUAAAAACUCAUUCAGUUUUGUGUUUUUAUUCUUUUUCUUCUAUUAUUUUUGUAUGUGAUUUUAAAUCUGGAAUUGAAUUUUAUUUGAGAUUUGUGAAGGAAAAUAUCCGCAUUUCUACAUCUGUUUUGGAUGUAAUGUGACUCCAUAGUGAGCAUGACUUAUCAAGAGGUCUUCUUGAGAGAUGUUAAGCUUCAUAAUUGUCAGAUUAAAUUCAAUUUCAGUGUUGUUAUAUUGUUCUUGUUUUGUUUCAAUUAUGAUUUCUGCUCCUAUUUUCUAUUUGAUGAUAUAUAGAUUAGGUUCAGUUUUAGUUUUGUUUUCCUUGUGCUGUUAACUGUUAGCAUUCAUAGGUUAGUUUUAAUUGCAUUCAGUUCUCAUUUUAGUUUAGGUUCUGUUCUGUUAUACAUAGAUUCUAUAGUUUAGUUUAGGUUUUAUUUUCUUGCAUUUUAUUUUUCUUUUCUUUUUAAAACAGUUUUCGUUUCUUUACUGUUUUCUUUUAAAUUUUCUUUGUUUUAAUUCCGUUUCCCCACCUGUGAGUUAGUAGUUAGUAAAUAAAAUACAAGAAUUAAUUCUACACUUUAAGCUUAAUUUUAGCCGAGUCUUUGGAUUGAUACCUAGGUUGUCCCUAUACUUCAUUAGUGGGGAAACUUAGUUUGUUCUGAUUUUAGGCGAAAAAAAAUCAGUUUAACAAAUGGCGCCGUUGCCGGGGACUCGGCGAGUUAAGUCUUAGAGUGUUAGGUUAGUCUUGUUUAGGUUUGUUUUCUUGAUUUUAUUUCUGUUUUGUGUUCAUAUAUGUUCCUUUUUAGUUUAGGAUCUGUUUGUUUUGUUUUCAUUUUUGUAUAUUAGGAUCUGUUCUGCAGAGUAGAAAUUGUGAAUAUAGCUUGUAUAGAUUUUCUUUUCUUUCAAUUCUUUUGUUGAAUUCUGUGAUAGAGGCUUUAUUGGUCUGAUUGGUUUUUAUCUUGUGAGCAAUUGUUAAGCAUGGAUCACUCCUCUGCAUAUGGUAAUUUCUCAUUUCCUUAUAAUGCUCAACCACCAAGAUUUGACAUGUUUUAUGAGCCUAUUCCUGAGGUUUUUAUGCAGCCAGCCAAUCAAGCUUUCCAGCAGCAACCACCACAUUGUUUUCAACCAUAUCAUGAGCAGCCACCCUUGCAAGUGCAGCAGCAGCUGCCACACGUAUACUGGGACCAAUAUGCUGAACCAGAGCAAGAGAAUUUCCUGUCGGAACAGCCAUGGCAGCCAUCUUUUUUCCAUUAUGAUGCACCAGAGCAAGAGGAAUUCCAAUCAGUACAGCCAUGGCAAGAUCCAUUAUGUGAUCAGCAGCAGGGGAUUCCAGCAUCUGAACUUCAAGGACUGACUACUCAAGUGGUUCAGUUAGCUGCUGCUGUCAACAAGCUGAUUGAGAGAGUUGAAGGAGAGAAAGAGGCAUCAACCAAUGAAGCACCACUAAUGGUAGCUGCUGCCGCAGAGUUUCAAGAGAUUGAGUGUCCAACCACCUCUGUAACUGUAUACUCUAAUCCUUCUUUCAUUGAUUCACAUUCUACUUUAAAUUUUGAUGAUGAUAAUUCCAAUUCUCUGAUGAGUGAUGAUUGUAUGAGUGCAUCUGUUGAUAUUUCUGAAUGUGUAUGUGAACCUUAUGACCAUAAUUACACUGAUACUCAUUUUGAAAAGCUAGUUGAUGGUUUUAGGGAGUUGGCUGUGAUUCAUGAUUGUAAUAGUUUUGUUGUUGUUCCUAUAUCUGAUUUUACCACUGCUAGUGCUCAAUUAAGUGAAAAUGUGUAUUAUGAUGGUGAUAGUAUUGAACCUCAUUCUUGUUUCAAGGAAAUUGAUUGUACUGCUGAUUUAAAAGUUGAAUCUACUUUGUUGAAAGUACAAACUGAUUUCAGAAAGUCCAAAGAGUAUUUGAAAAAAAUGAGGGAAGCUGCUGACCAUGUUUUGGUGCUUCAGUACUAUGAAAUGGAUUUUGAUGCUGAUGUGUGUGAGCCUGAAAAUGAUUUCAAUGUGUUUGAUCAUAUGCAUGAUGUGCCUGUAGAAGUUUUAGUCCUUGCUUUGAUCAUUCUAAUAUCAUAAAAUUAGCAUUUUCCAUUGAUAGAGUUCAUAUACCUGCAUCUACUGCUUUUUAUGAUUGCACAUAUUUAAAUGCACUUCUUGAUGAUGAAUCAGAUGCUCAUGAUGAUAGAUAUGUAGUUUUUGAUGAUGUGAAAGUAGAUAUGGUUGAUUUUGAAAAUGCUUGUGCUGAUUUAGGAUUAGAACUUGAACUUGAGUUUCCUGGGUUCUUAAACUCUUUAGAACUGAGUAACGAAAAACUCACUGGUUGUACAUGCCUUGGGGGUGGUUGUGAAAUUUGUGAAGAAAUCAGUUCUGCCAUAUGUUCUGCUUCUAACUAUUUUGCAGGUGCCAAGGAAGAGAUCAUUAUGUUCAAGCUGGAUGGAAAUGACCCUGAUGAGGUAGCUAGUGAUCAGAGAACACAGAGUUAUGCACUGGUUUUGACAUUAUUCCAGUUGAUGAUAGCUUCACAGUAGGUGUUCAUUUAGCUGCUGAUUUGAUAGAUGCUAGUGAGGUCAUUUUUGAGGAACCAGUCCAGGUUGAAUCUGACUUUAAUCCUUCUACUGGUAUAGCUGAAAUGCACACUCGUUUUCAUGUCUUGCAUGCUUUACCUGAUGUGCCUGAUACUUCUAAGCAUUUUAAAUUGCUUGAUGAAAUUUCUGUUGUGCAUAAUGUAAAGAUACCUACUGAUAGGUGCUCUGAAUUUAAGUCAUUGUUUUCUGAUAACCUGUUUGAGAACCUGCUGAAUGACUGUAAUGUAAAUACACAGGUUAUGAUGGAGACACAUGCUGACUUCGAAUUCAGUGAUGGCAUUGCAGAAUUAAACAAAGAGGAAGCUGCAGAGACAAAGGCAACCCUGGUGGAGGCAAUAGAUGGUGUCAAUAUUGCUAAAGGAGUCUUGAACGUGCAGAAGCAAUUGAAAAAUUUGAAUGGAGAACUGCAGUUACUGCAACAAAUGCCUAAGCAGGAGAACUUCAAUGCAGCCAUGGAGACAAUACACAAAGGAGCUGAGCACAAUGGAGAAAAUCCAAUAAGCUCUUUCUUUUCCCUUCUUUUAAAUAGUAGUUACAGGUCUUUUAUAGUAGUUUACAUAGCUUUAAGUAGCAUAAUAAAUAGUAGGAUAGAUAAUAUGUUGUUUUUCAUAAAAAUAAAACGAAUUAACUUUGAUUUGUGGCCAAUCUGAAUAAGUUCUUUUCCUCUUUA
This is a messenger RNA of Vigna angularis (adzuki bean), 4470 nucleotides long. RefSeq lists its product as uncharacterized. The coding region runs from base 2203 to 3291 and encodes 362 amino acids. The record is from RefSeq and is a predicted model, not a curated record. The transcript has 2 exons. NCBI's taxonomy places the organism in Eukaryota, Viridiplantae, Streptophyta, Magnoliopsida, Fabales, Fabaceae.